AUGCCCUCCGGCGGGACUCUGGCCAUGCGCACUUUGGACCCUUCGCUAUACAAAAACGGUGGUUUUGACUGGAGGACGGCUACGCUGCUGGCCACGGUGUUGGGGUACUUGGUCUUGCCUCCAGGUGUGUUGCCGGGUGCGAUAGACUACUACAUCAAAGCUCCGCUGAAGCGUAAGGAGUCCAGGGCUAUCGACAAGCCACCGUGCUACUCCCACCAACACCAACGUGCAGCCGUGCACCCCACUUCCCUGCCCAUGCCCGGCUCCUCUUGUCUUUCCUCAACCCACGUACGGACCAUGGGGUAUUGCACUGUACGGAUCCUCAGAAUGACAUCAUCCUGGGUUGGCCCCCGCCCCCUCUCCUGUACUAAACUAUCAACCCAUGUUCACAUUCCUAACCGACACGAUGGUACCCUAUCGUACAUUGCCGUACCACGUCAGGCCAAGGAGUUUGGCGAGGCGGAGGUCUGGAUGAACGAGCGCAUGAGCCGCGUGCCUGGCUCCCACUGCGCGGAAUUCGUCACCGCCUUUGACGAGUCCCUGAAUGUGCCGCUGCCCGAGGGCGCGGGUGGUCGGUCUGCGGGGUCUCCAGCCCCGCCCACCUGGAGCGGUGGCGCUCUGGACAGCGGAGCCAUCUGGCUGGUGUGGUACUACGAGGGGGAUAACACGCUCGUGACGCUGAUGGAGAAGCGCGAGUUUCCGUACAACCUGGAGCCGCUGCUAUUCGGUCGAGAGCUCCGGGCUCCGCGCGGUCCGGUUCGUGAGCUUGUGACCAUCAAGGAAACCAUGAGGCAGCUGCUCACGGCGGUGGGGGCGUGCCAUGCCAAUGCUGGUAUCGUACACCGGGACAUCAAGCCCGCCAACUGCAUCGUGUCGACCCGGGACAAGAAACUCAAGCUCAUAGAUUUGGGCGCCGCUGCGGACCUGAGGAUCGGGAUCAACUACGUACCCAACGAGUACCUGCUGGAUCCGCGAUAUGCACCGCCGCAGCAGUACAUCAUGAGCACGCAGACUCCCCGCCCGCCCCCCAAGCCCGUGGCUGCCUUCCUGUCCCCCGUGCUGUGGGGCAUGGAGCGCCCCGACCGGUUCGACAUGUACAGCUGCGGGGUGUGCAUGUUGCAAAUGAUAUUCGCACAUCUGAGGAACGACAACAACCUGAUUGCCUUCAACAAGAGGUUGCAGGAGCUCAAGUGGGACUUGGCGGCCUGGCGGAAGGAGGAGGAGGCGAAACUGGCGGCUGGCGGCCUGAAGGCGGCCCUGGCGGAUAGCCUGUCAGCGGGGUUUGAGGCGCUGGACGCUGACGGCGGCGCCGGCUGGGAUCUGCUGACGCGGCUGAUGUCGUACAGGCCGACGGACAGGCCCUCUGCCUCAGAGGCCCUGGCCCACCCCUGGCUCACCUCGGCCCCGGGUCGCGCCGCCAGCAUGCAGCGGUCCCUCACCUCCUCGGUGGAGGCGACUGUGUCCACGGCGGCUGCGGCCACCUCGGCGGCGCUCACCAGCGCGGGCAAGACGUUGGGACGGGCAGCGGCGCUGGCGGAGAUGGAGGAGGCCAUUCUCAAGACCCAGCAGGGAGCUCUGACUGAGGCGCAACUCAUGGAGGAGCUGGGCCUCCAGGAGCCCGCCCCGGUGGCUCCCCGCGAGGGCAGUCAGACCAUCGCCUGGUGGCAGGAGCGACAGAGCGACCUGAGGUCCCGACUCGUGGAGAGGAGGGAGAAGCUCAGACAGCAGGUCAGCAGCGCCAUCACCAGCGUCCGAGGAGGGGCAGGGGCACGGGGCGGCAACGGCAGCGGCAGCGGCGGACGCCCCGCCGGCAAGGCGGCGCCGGACGCAGCGGCGGGAGCUGCAGCGGCAGCAGCUGCCGGCAAGGCGGCCGACGGCAGUGGCAAGAUCAAGAUCCCGAUGAUCUUGGGCGGCGGCGCGGCAGUCAAGAAGUCUACGCCGGCAGCUGGCAAUGGCAAGCCCGGGCCGGCAGUGGCGGCAGCAGCCAACGGUAACGGUAACGGUAAACGUGCGUCGUCGCCAGUGGCCAGCAAGCCAUCCAACGGCAAUCUUAACGGUAACGGAAAUAACGGCAAUGGCAAGCUAUUUGCUGCGAAUGGCUUGAGCCUUGGCCGUUUCGCACCUGGUAACGGCAAUGGCAACGGUAAUGGCAACGGCAAGGGAAAACGGUCGCCCGUUAGCAGCCGGGACGUGGAGGAGGAAUUGGAGGACGAGGAGGAGGAGGAGGUGGUUGCGCCGACUUCCACCAAGGAGAAGGUCUUUGACCUGUUGGGCGUUUUCCGCAAGUAA
Molecule: messenger RNA, 2289 nt
Organism: Volvox carteri f. nagariensis
Lineage: Eukaryota; Viridiplantae; Chlorophyta; Chlorophyceae; Chlamydomonadales; Volvocaceae
Exons: 16
Coding region: 1-2289 (762 amino acids)
Biological process (GO): protein phosphorylation
Molecular function (GO): protein kinase activity; ATP binding
Source: RefSeq, a predicted model, not a curated record